Molecule: messenger RNA, 9928 nt
Organism: Oncorhynchus mykiss (rainbow trout)
Lineage: Eukaryota; Metazoa; Chordata; Actinopteri; Salmoniformes; Salmonidae
Source: RefSeq, a predicted model, not a curated record
CUCCCUCAGUGAUGACAUCACCAGGCUAGAGAACAGUUCAGCAUCCUUCCUGUAGGCAGCAGGCAGGCAGUCAACAGAACAGAGACAUUUUGUUUCCCAGCACUCAACGCAAAACCCUUCUUGUUUUAUCAAACCCUCCCUGGACCCCAGGCUAUAGCAGGGUUUCUAGGCUAUACUGUAAUAUACCCUCUAGCGGUCGUGAUGUUCUUUCUACCUUGAGUCUUCUUCCCGCUUGGAGGGAGGAAGGGAGAAAAGAAGGGAAGUGGGCUGGCAGCUGGUCUGUGACAGUCAGACAGACAGAGAGAGAGAGAGAGAAAGAGAGACAGAGCCAGAGCUGGAAGACAGACAAUUAACAGAAGAGGAGAGCAGAUCAAACAAGCUUCUUAAACCGGACGGGGCAUUAAAGAGGUGUUGCUAUACCCGUCUCCCGGACUCUGUGUUUGGGCUCGUUUCGAGAGGCGCUCCGAGCAGGCUGGUCCCAGGCAGGAGGCACCGUAUCCCGGACUCUGUGUUUGGGCUCGUUUCGAGAGGCGCUCCGAGCAGGCUGGUCCCAGGCAGGAGGCACCAUGUCCGGGGCUUCUGUGAAGGUGGCGGUGCGGGUGCGCCCCUUCAACUCCAGAGAGAUGGGGAAGGACAGCAAAUGCAUCAUCCAGAUGUCAGGAAACACAACCACCAUCCUGAACCCCAAGCAGCCCAAAGAGAAUAAGAGCUUCAACUUUGAUUACUCCUACUGGUCACAUACCUCGCCCGAGGACAUCAACUUUGCUGGCCAGCAGCAGGUGUACAAGGACAUUGGUGAGGAGAUGCUGCUCCAUGCCUUCGAGGGAUACAACGUCUGUAUCUUUGCCUAUGGCCAGACCGGAUCUGGGAAGUCCUACACCAUGAUGGGCAAGCCGGACUUGAAGGACCAGGAAGGAAUCAUCCCUCUGAUGUGUGAAGAUCUUUUCACCAAGUUCAACGACUGUAAUAAUGACAACACCAAGUCCUACUCUGUGGAGGUGAGCUAUAUGGAAAUCUACUGUGAGCGUGUGCGUGACCUCCUGAACCCUAAGAAUAAGGGGAACCUGCGUGUGAGGGAACACCCCCUGAUGGGGCCCUACGUAGAGGACCUGUCCAAGCUGGCCGUCACCUCCUACAACGACAUCCAGGACCUCAUGGACUCUGGAAACAAGGCCAGGACGGUGGCCGCCACCAACAUGAACGAGACCAGCAGUCGCUCCCACGCCGUGUUCAACAUUAUCUUCACACAGAAACGCCUCGACGCUGAGACUGAUAACACCUCAGAGAAGGUCAGCAAAAUCAGCCUGGUGGAUUUGGCCGGCAGCGAGAGGGCCGACUCCACAGGCGCCAAGGGGACCCGGCUCAAGGAAGGAGCGAACAUCAACAAAUCACUGACCACUCUGGGGAAAGUAAUCUCUGCUUUGGCCGAAGUGGAUUCUGCACAAAAUAAGAACAAGAAGAAAAAGAAAGUGGAGAGUCACAUCCCUUACAGAGAUUCUGUGUUGACCUGGCUACUGAGAGAGAACUUAGGGGGAAACUCUCGUACUGCCAUGGUUGCUGCUCUCAGUCCAGCUGACAUCAACUAUGACGAGACUCUCAGCACACUCAGGUACGCAGACCGAGCCAAACAGAUUCGCUGUAAUGCUGUGAUCAACGAGGACCCGAACAAUCGAUUGGUUCGUGAGCUGAAGGAGGAGGUGGGCCGUCUGAGGGACUUGCUCCUAUCCCAGGGCUUGGGAGACAUCCUUGAGAUGACCAAUGCCAUGACGGGGAUGAGCCCCUCCCCCUCUCUGUCCGCCCUGUCCAGUCGAGCCGGAUCCAUCGCCAGUCUCCACGACCGCAUCAUGUUCAGCCCCGGAAGCGAGGAGGCCAUCGAGAGACUCAAGGAAACAGAGAAGAUCAUUGCUGAGCUCAAUGAGACCUGGGAGGAGAAACUUCGCAGAACAGAAGCCAUCAGAAUGGAAAGAGAGGCCCUGCUGGCUGAGAUGGGUGUGGCUAUGAGGGAAGACGGAGGAACCGUGGGCGUGUUCUCUCCCAAGAAGACUCCUCACCUGGUGAACCUCAACGAGGACCCCCUGAUGUCAGAGUGCCUGCUGUACUACAUCAAAGAUGGCGACACCAAGGUCGGUCGUGUGGACGCCAGCAGCAGGCAGGACAUUGUCCUCAGUGGUCACUUCAUCAAGGACGAACACUGUACAUUUACCUCAACAACGGGACCCAUUGGAGAAGCAGUCACCCUGGAGCCCUGUGAGGGAGCUGAGACCUACGUCAAUGGGAAGAGGGUCACCGAGGCUACAGUCCUCAAAUCAGGGAACCGUAUUAUUCUGGGUAAGAGCCACGUGUUCCGGUUCAACCACCCAGAGCAGGCGCGCCAGGAGCGGGAGAAGACGCCCUGCGCUGAGACCCCCGUGGAGCCGGUGGACUGGGCCUUCGCACAGAGAGAACUGCUGGAUAAACAGGGCAUCGACAUGAAGCAGGAGAUGGACCAGAGGCUUCAGGAGCUGGAGGACCAGUACCGUAAAGAGAGAGAAGAGACACACAACCUGCUGGAACAGCAGAGGAUGGAUUAUGAGAGCAAGCUGGAAGCCCUUCAGAAACAGGUGGACCGAUAUUACCCUGAGGUAGUAGGAGAGGAAGAGGAGGAGCCUGAGGAGGAAGUGCAGUGGACGGAGAGGGAGGCGGAGCUAGCCCUGUGGGGUUUCAGGAAGUGGCGCUGUUACCAGUUCACCUCCCUCAGAGACCAGCUGUGGGGAAACGCCAUCUUCCUCAAGGAGGCUAACGCCAUCAGCGUGGAACUCAAGAAGAAGGUCCAAUUCCAAUUUGUGCUGCUGACCGACACCCUGUACUCCCCCCUGCCCACUGACCUGCUGCCCCCUGAGGCAGCCAAGGACAGAGCGACCCGCCCGUUCCCCAGGACCAUCGUAGCUGUGGAGGUUCAGGACCAUAAGAAUGGGGCCACCCACUGCUGGACCAUGGAGAAGCUCAGGCAGCGCCUGGACCUGAUGAGAGAGAUGUAUGACAGAGCUGCGGAGGUUCCCAACAGCACCAUAGAAGACUGUGAGAACGUCAUGACUGGAGGAGACCCCUUUUACGACCGAUUCCCCUGGUUCCGUCUGGUCGGCAGCAACCCCCUUUUCAACGUGUGCAUGAGCGAGCGCAUGAGUGAUCCCACUCCCUCCCCCACUCCUUCUCCCACCCUCUCCACCUCCGAGCUAACUGAGCUGGCCGACACUCGGCCGGAGGGGCGAGGAGGGGAGGAGGAGUUGGAGGCUUUGGGGGAUCUGGACGAUGAUAUCUUUUUGGACGACCCGUUCUCGGAGCUCGAUGAUGAUGAUGAUGAUGAUGAGGGAGAGCUGUGCCGAGGCGGCUCCAGCGAAGGCCUGGAUCCCUUUUAUGACCGCUCUCCGUUAUUCAGUGUAGUGGGAAGAGCCUUUGUGUACUUGAGUAACCUACUGUACCCUGUGCCCCUGGUCCAUCGUGUGGCCGUCAUCAGUGAGAAGGGAGAGGUGAAAGGAUUUCUCAGGGUGGCUGUACAGGCAAUCUCAGGUGUUUUGUGUUUCCCUCCAGCUGACGAGGAGGCACCUGACUACGGCUCCGGUGUCCGUCAGUCUGGCACUGCCAAGAUCUCCUUCGAGGACCGGGAGUUUGAGAAGUUCCAGGCUGAGUCGUGCCCCACUGGUCUAUCCCGUACCGGGGAGUCCCAGGAAGAGCUGCGUUUCGUGGAAGGGGAGGGACAGAACUCAGGGAUGGAACCCUCGGCCGAUGAGGUCAACAACAACAAUUGUGCGGCCAGUCCAGAUGAGUUGGAGAGCCCCCUGAAGACCAACCUGGAGGGAGGAGCUCUGGACGGAGCCCUGGAACACCUGAGGAUAGGUAACAUCUUCACCUUCAGAGUGACGGUCCUCCAGGCCUCCAGCAUCUCCGCAGAGUACGCUGACAUCUUCUGCCAGUUCAAUUUCAUCCACUGUCACGAUGAGGCCUUUUCCACAGAGCCUCUGAAGAACACAGGGCGAGGCCCUCCUCUGGGCUUCUACCACGUACAGAACAUUGCUGUAGAGGUCACCAAAUCCUUUGUGGACUAUAUCAAGACCCAGCCUAUGGUGUUUGAGGUGUUUGGUCACUACCAGAAACAGCCCUUCCCUGCUCUGUGCAAGGACCUGAUCAGCAGCCCUCUGCGUCCCUGCAGAAGGCAGUUCCCCAAAGUCAUGCCCCUGUCCAAACCAGUCCCUGCCACCAAGCUGACUACCCUGAUGCGCCCUACAGCCGGGCCCUGCCACUGCAAGUAUGACCUCAUGGUGUUCUUUGAGAUCUGCGAACUGGAGGCCAGUGGAGACUACGUCCCAGCAGGAGUGGACCACAGAGGAGGCAUGCCUUGCCAUGGGACAUUCAUGCUGCACCAGGGUAUCCAGAGGCGCGUCACUGUGACCAUCGUUCAUGAGACAGGUGGAGACAUCGAGUGGAAGGAUGUCCGGGAACUGGUUGUGGGUCGUAUCCGCAACUCUCCCGAGGGGGACGAUGCCAUCAUAGACCCCAACAUCCUGUCACUCAACAUCCUGUCGGCUGGGCAUGUCAAGCCCAUGCAGGAGGACAGACAGUUUCUUGAUUCGGACAUGCCUAGGACGUUCUAUCGCUUCGAGGCUGCCUGGGACAGCGCCAUGCAUAACUCCCUCCUCCUGAACCGGGUCACUCCUUACGGGGAGAAGAUCUACAUGACCUUGUCGGCCUACCUCGAGAUGGAGAACUGCACCCAGCCAACAGUCAUAACCAAAGAUUUCUGCAUGGUGUUCUACUCUCGAGACGCUAAACUCCCGGCCUCCCGCUCCAUCCGAAACCUGUUUGGCACAGGAAGCCUGAGGGCAGUGGAGGGUAACCGGGUGACAGGUGUGUACGAGGUCAGCCUAUGUCACCUGGCCGAUCAUGGGAGUCCAGGUAUGCAGAGGAGACGUCGGCGGGUGCUGGACACCUCGGUGGCGUACGUCCGCGGGGAGGAGAACCUGGCUGGGUGGAGGCCUCGCAGUGACAGCCUCAUCCUGGACCACCAGUGGGAGCUGGAGAAACUCAGCCUCCUGCAGGAGGUGGAGAAGACGAGACACCGCCUGCUCCUGCGGGAGAAGUUAGAGUCCACCCUGCUGCUGGGUCAGGAGGGGUUGUUGUCCUGUGUAGGUGAGGAGCAGAGUGAGUCCCCUCAACCCUCUGAGGGUCUCGGCCUCAGUCCCACCGUUGAUGCCCCCAAUGAGAGACAGAGGGAGCUAGCCAUUAAGUGUCUUCGGCUGCUCUCCCACUCCUUCAACAGAGAGUACAGCCACGUGUGUGUCAGCGCCAGUGAAAGCAAGCUGUCUGAGAUGUCAGUGACUCUGCUGAGGGAGUCGACCUCUGCCACGGCCCUCAACACCCUCACCCCCUCCUCGACAUGCCCCUCACUGGUGGAGGGAUGCUACCCCAAGUCCGAAGGGCUCAGAACACCCACGCCUCGUUCCCGCUGCGCCAGCCCCAACCCUGACUGCUCACAGCGGGACAGAGAGGUCAAGAUGUCCCCUGGCCCCAGUGGGGUCGCAGCCCCGGAGGUUAAACCCAGGGAACGCCGCUUCGUACCAGACAUCCAGGAGAUCCGGGUCAGCCCCAUCGUGUCAAAGAAGGGCUACCUGCAUUUCCUGGAGCCUCAUAGCAACGGCUGGGUGAAGCGCUAUGUAGUGGUGAGACGUCCGUACGUCUACAUCUACAAUACAGAGAGAGACAGCGUUGAGAGAGCCAUCCUCAACCUCUCCUCUGCCCAUGUCGAGUACAGCGAGGACCAGCAGGCCAUGCUUAAGACACCAAACGCGUUUGCUGUGUGUACUGAGCACCGCGGGAUACUGCUCCAAGCCAGCAACGACAAGGAGAUGCACGACUGGCUCUAUGCAUUUAACCCUCUGCUGGCUGGAUCCAUCAGAUCCAAACUAUCCAGAAGAAGAGCUGGACAGAUGAGGAUGUGAAUCAACACGUCUCAUAGACAAGACAAUAGAACACCAAAAGACUAGCCUGUAUAUCGACUCCAGACCGUAAUACUCCUUCCCUCCUGUGCCCUUAACCCUCCUCCUCCUCCUCCUCUUCCUCCUCCUACACUAGUAACCGACUUGCUCCUCCUCCUGCACACGCCCAGUUUAUCCCAAGCUGACCACCAGCGUAUCUAAGGCCCUGAGGCCUCCGUCAUCGUUGUGUGUCUGUCAGGCCUGUACCGCUGUCUGUCUGUGUUGGCCUUAUUGUCUGGUUUAACCCCUCUCCAAGCCUGAGGCCCAAAUUCCACCCUAUUCCCUAUAUAGUGCAUUGCUUUUGUCCAGGGCCUAUAGGGCUGGUCAUAGCUACUGUAAGAAGGGCCUAUAGGGCUGGUCAUAUCUACUGUAAGAAGGGCCUAUAGGGCUGGUCAUAUCUACUGUAAGAAGGGCCUAUAGGGCUGGUCAAAGUUACUGUAAGAAGGGCCUAUAGGGCUGGUCAUAGCUACUGUAAGAAUGGCCUAUAGGGCUGGUCAUAGCUACUGUAAGAAUGGCUUACAGGGCUCUGGUCAAAAGUAGUGCACUACACAGGGAAUAGGGUACAGGCUCUGGUCUAAAGUAGUGCACUAAGUAGGGAAUAAGGUAUCAUUUGGGACUGAGCCCAAACCUCCUUACUUUACCAGAAUGUUCCCGAGCCGAGGGAACGGAGGAAGAGAGACGGGGAGAGGGGUAGUUACCAGUUCCUUAUUUUAUAGACUUGCAUUAUGAUGUACUGUAUGGUAGUUGCCAGCAACACACCGAGCUAAUUAAAUAGCACAUUUAUUCCUUCAGGAAAAAAAUAAAAUAAAAGAGAAUGUCCGCAGCGUUGACAGUAAAUCGCUCCAUUUUAAAGUUGCCCUGACAGUGGGCUUCUGUUCACAUUACGACUUAAAUAAAAGGUUAAAUGAGAAAAAAAAAAAAAAAAAAAAACAAUUACUACAUUGUUGCACCUCGGGUUUACCUUACAGAACAAAACAGAGAAGGAAGUAAUUGGUCUUAUUGUUGCUCGAUACAAUGUUGAAACAAGCAGGUUCGUUUUCAAAGUAAACACAUUUUCACCAUAUUAGGGUUUCCUCAGUUCUGCAACAAACAAAAAAACUAAAAAAAAUAGGGGUGAAAAAACGACAGUUGACAGUGGUUGAGUGUAGUAUCUGUUCUGUUCCUUAGGAGUGAAUAACGACAGUUGACAGUGGUUGGUUGUAGUACCUGUUCUGUCCCUUAGGAGUGAAUAACGACAGUUGACAGUGGUUGAGUGUAGUACCUGUUCUGUCCCUUAGGAGUGAAUAACGACAGUUGACAGUGGUUGAGUGUAGUAUCUGUUCUGUCCCUUAGGAGUGAAUAACGACAGUUGACAGUGGUUGAGUGUAGUACCUGUUCUGUUCCUUAGGAGUGAAUAACGACAGUUGACAGUGGUUGAGUGUAGUAUCUGUUCUGUUCCUUAGGAGUGAAUAACGACAGUUGACAGUGGUUGGUUGUAGUACCUGUUCUGUCCCUUAGGAGUGAAUAACGACAGUUGACAGUGGUUGAGUGUAGUACCUGUUCUGUCCCUUAGGAGUGAAUAACGACAGUUGACAGUGGUUGAGUGUAGUAUCUGUUCUGUCCCUUAGGAGUGAAUAACGACAGUUGACAGUGGUUGAGUGUAGUAUCUGUUCUGUCCCUUAGGAGUGAAUAACGACAGUUGACAGUGGUUGAGUGUAGUAUCUGUUCUGUCCCUUAGGAGUGAAUAACGACAGUUGACAGUGGUUGAGUGUAGUACCUGUUCUGUCCCUUAGGAGUGAAUAACGACAGUUGACAGUGGUUGAGUGUAGUAUCUGUUCUGUCCCUUAGGAGUGAAUAACGACAGUUGACAGUGGUUGAGUGUAGUACCUGUUCUGUCCCUUAGGAGUGAAUAACGACAGUUGACAGUGGUUGAGUGUAGUAUCUGUUCUGUCCCUUAGGAGUGAAUAACGACAGUUGACAGUGGUUGGGUGUAGUACCUGUUCUGUCCCUUAGGAGUGAAUAACGACAGUUGACAGUGGUUGGCUGUAGUAGCUGUUCUGUCCCUUAGGAGUGAAUAACGACAGUUGACAGUGGUUGGCUGUAGUACCUGUUCUGUUCCUUAGGAGUGAAUAACGACAGUUGACAGUGGUUGAGUGUAGUAUCUGUUCUGUCCCUUAGGAGUGAAUAACGACAGUUGACAGUGGUUGAGUGUAGUACCUGUUCUGUCCCUUAGGAGUGAAUAACGACAGUUGACAGUGGUUGGGUGUAGUACCUGUUCUGUCCCUUAGGAGUGAAUAACAACAGUUGACAGUGGUUGGCUGUAGUACCUGUUCUGUCCCUUAGGAGUGAAUAACAACAGUUGACAGUGGUUGAGUGUAGUAUCUGUUCUGUUCCUUAGGAGUGAAUAACAACAGUUGACAGUGGUUGGGUGUAGUACCUGUUCUGUCCCUUAGGAGUGAAUAACGACAGUUGACAGUGGUUUGCUGUAGUACCUGUUCUGUCCCUUGUAUCUUUCCAUACCAGCUCAGUUCUGUUGGAAAGGACAGAAUAGCUCCUCAUGAAUAGCUCCUCAAGGACGCUAUCUAAUCUCCGUAUUCCCCCUGAUAUGUCUUGAGACGUUAACACACACAGGGUGCGUCCCAAGUUAAAUAAAGGUUAAAAAAAAAUAAUAAAUGCAAUCUAUUACCUAUAUAGUGCAUUAUUUUUUUAUUUGGGCCCAUGGUCUCUUUCAUAGUUGCUCUGGUCAAAUGCAGUGAACUAUGCAGACAAUCGUGUGCCAAUUGGGAUGCAUCCACAGCCCGGCGACGAGAUGAGGGUUGGCAUCGAUCAAACGUUCACAUGUUCACCUGUUCACCACAUGUUCACAUGUGAAAAUCCUCCAAAUUGAAUCUUAAUUAAUAUCUGAGUCAGAUUUUUUUAAUUUUAUUAAGUUGAGGUUAUAUUUAUAUAUUUAACAACAUGAUCAUUUAUUUAUUUAUGCGUGUAUUUGUUUACAAAGACAUUUAUAUUUCUAAAGUAGUUAUAGUGCAACUUCUGCACACAGCACCUUUUAUUAUCAGUUCCUCUAACUGUAUGAUAACAUGACCUAUGACCUAUGACCCCCCCACCCCUCCUUCCUCUGGAUAGUGAAUAGUGCUACCCCCCAAAUAACAACAUUGAUAGAGGGCCUGUUUCCCCAAAUAACAACACUCAUACAUGUUCCCCCUAUAACAACACUGAUACAGGGCCAGCUUCCCUCAAUAACAACACUGAUACAUGUUCCCCCAAUAACAACACUGAUACAGGGCCAGCUUCCCUCAAUAACAACACUGAUACGUGUUCCCCCAAUAACAACACUGAUACAGGGCCAGCUUCCCCCAAUAACAACACUGAUACAGGGCCAGCUUCCUCCAAUAACAACACUGAUACAGGGCCAGCUUCCCCCAAUAACAACACUGAUACAGGACCAGCUUCCCCCAAUAACAACACUGAUACAGGACCAGCUUCCUCCAAUAACAACACUGAUACAGGGCCAGCUUCCCCAAUAACAACACUGAUACAGGGCCAGCAUCCUCAAAUAACAACACUGAUACAGGACCAGCUUCCUCCAAUAACAACACUGAUACAGGACCAGCUUCCCCCAAUAACAACACUGAUACAGAGCCAGCUUCCCCAAAUAACAACACUGAAACAUUUUCCUCCAAUAACAACACUGAUACAGGACCAGCUUCCUCCAAUAACAACACUGAUACAGGGCCAGCUUCCCCCAAUAACAACACUGAUACAGGGCCAGCUUCCCUCAAUAACAACACUGAUACAGAGCCAGCUUCCCCCAAUAACAACACCGAAACAUUUUCCCCCAAUAACAACACUGAUACAGGGCCAGCUUCCUCCAAUAACAACACUGAUACAGGACCAGCUUCUUCCAAUAACAACACUGAUACAGGGCCAGCUUCCCCAAU